Molecule: messenger RNA, 1786 nt
Organism: Opisthorchis viverrini
Lineage: Eukaryota; Metazoa; Platyhelminthes; Trematoda; Opisthorchiida; Opisthorchiidae
Exons: 6
Coding region: 1-1266 (421 amino acids)
Biological process (GO): regulation of DNA-templated transcription
Cellular component (GO): nucleus
Source: RefSeq, a predicted model, not a curated record
AUGAAAUUAACUAAAGUCAAACUGAGUUCUGCGGAAACUUCAAACCCUCCUGGCUGGGAUGACUAUGCGGAGAGUCAGAAUUUUCCUCCCAUUUACACUUCGGAAGACGAGCAUGAAAUGACACCACGGCAACCCAUACAGAGAAAAGACCUGAUCCCAAUUGACCCUGAUCCCCUUGAGGUAGACAUGCUUCAGACGAUUUCCGAAGCUGCGGACAUAGCUGCAAAGAAGCCUAAGAUGUCAGCUGCAGCCAGCUUAGUGUCUUAUGCGUUGGACGAAGAUGAAGAUGAUGAGGACCAAUCGGUGCUUACAGGGGAGGAAGAGGAAAAUUCCUCGCAUUUUGCGGAUUUUAUAAAGCCCUUGGAUAAGCCUGACCUUGUUCAUUACAGCGUUAAUGCAGAGAAUGAUACAAGUUCUUCGCAUUUGGAAUUAGAAGACCGUGAUAUAGCUGAUACUGAAAAUCAAUCCACUCUGCUCAUGGGCUCCACGCAUCAGACUAUUCAACAGCCCAUUCACGUACCAUCCCAAGAACAACUACGUAUGCCGCAGAUCUCCGACACCCAACCGAAAGAUCCCUCUCCGACAAGCCAACCAGUUUUUGAACCCUCCUACGAUCGCAGCAAAAUCAAACAACUACUAGAGGAAGUGGAGCUACCACCAGAACCUUCUGGACACUGUCCAAUGAAACUCCAGGAGAGAGUGGAUCGUGAAGUGCACCGAAUGCGACUUGAAAUUGACUACGAUCCCAACAGAGCCAUACAGGAUAACAAGGCUUUUCGUAAUCCCAGGUUUGUUAUUUGUGUUCAUUUCUUGAUUAUAUUUCCUCUUUGCAGUAUCUACGAGAAGCUAAUAGCCUUUUUGAACAUAGACGAGAAGGGUACAAAUUUUCCCCCGGAAGUAUAUAAUCCAUACCGAUGGGCUCCCCAAUCCUACUACGACGAGCUGGCCCGUGUGCAAAACCGAGAAAUUGAUAGAUUGGUGAAGCUGCAAAAAGAACAAAAGAAAGCAGACCAGACGUCAAAUGAUACUGGUAUUAAAGUUGGAGGAGGUGCUCUAUCAGGUGGGCUGACUAAAACCGCUUCACAACCCGUCCUUAACACAUCUUCGGGUGGUUCAGUUGCCACCGGAUAUACAGAACCAAAGAAACGUAGCAAAUGGGAUACCGGUAUUCCAGAAACCUCUUCGUUGCCUAUGGAGGAGGCGCCUAUGAAGAACAAUACUGCCACUGUGCCUCAUGCGGUGGAUGCUUUAGCGAAACAAAGCUGAAUCCUCCCUUUUGCACUACCCUUGUAAAUACUCACCCUUGUUUUUACACGAAUAUGGAAAAUACAGGCUAUUUUAUUUGCUUUUCCGUGAAAUCACAGAAUUUGUAUCACAGUCAGUGGUGGUGGUGGUGGUCGUCGUGUUUGUGACGCUCCAUACCAGGAGAUAUAAGAUUGUGGCUGAAAUUGUUCGCUUGAUAUGGUCCCAGGCUGUGUUGCAUAGACGGCUUCCUAGGCCCAUUCACAUUGGAAGCUUUAUUUUCAAGGUGCACAUCUUUCUGCAAUAAGUUUCGAGAUGGUAUGUUAGGCACUGGGAUUCCAGCAGUUCCAGGUAGCCAACUCAGCGCUGUCGAUUUUCGUGUCCAAUCGUCCUUGUAUACCUGGGGGAAGAACGUGCGAAGAUGAUCGAACAACCUCAGAGCAAAUAAAAUACACCAAAACCAUAGUGAAAAAACGCCAAACCAACUGAAACGUAGUGUUACAAACUGGGAGCGAAACAUUGUGCUAUUAAAUUGAGAUAGCCG